This is a messenger RNA of Verruconis gallopava, 1053 nucleotides long. RefSeq lists its product as uncharacterized. The coding region runs from base 1 to 1053 and encodes 350 amino acids. The record is from RefSeq and is a predicted model, not a curated record. The transcript has a single exon. Gene Ontology annotation, biological process: biosynthetic process. Lineage: Eukaryota; Fungi; Ascomycota; Dothideomycetes; Venturiales; Sympoventuriaceae.
AUGGAAACGACCAACGAGAUCUUACGAAUCAUUGCUGAUGAGGCCGGUGUGGCGAAUGAUGAAUUGGUAGACGAGAGUGAGUUCAGGGACCUGGGAAUCGACAAUAUACUCGCCAAAUGCAUAAUUUCGCGUAUUCGCGAAGAGCUUGAUCUUGAACUAUCACCUACAUUUUUCAUCGAUAAUGCAACAGUGGCGGAUCUUAAGAUCAAUUUGGGGAAACGCCUGCCUUUGAAUUGUAUGGCCAGCAAUAACCAGCCGGCACCCCCUGUAACCGAGAGAUCUCGUCCUUUAUCUCUUGUGCUCCAAGGUACAAAAGAAACAUGCUCUAGGCGCAUUUUCCUUUUGCCUGAUGGCAGCGGCUCAGGAAUGGCUUAUGCACGUCUUCCUAGGAUCGGUCCUGAUAUAUGUCUUAUCGCACUGAACAGCCCAUACCUUCAGUUGGGAUCUUUCACUACCUUCAGAAUGAAAGAUGUUGCUGAAAUAUGGGCUGAUGAGAUCCAAUUGCAUCAACCACAUGGGCCAUAUCUGGUGGGAGGAUGGUCUGCAGGAGGCUACUAUGCAUUUGAGGUUGCAAAACGUCUAAUAGCAAAAGAGGAGAGAGUUGAAAAACUUGUUUUGAUUGAUAGUCCGUGUCGCCUUGAGUAUGAGGCUCUGCCAAUAAGUGUUGUGCAGUACUUGAGCAGGAACAAUCUCAUGGGUAAUUGGGGAAGCAAAUCACCGCCAGGUUGGCUGAUCGAUCAUUUUGACAUCACGAUCAGCGCAAUACAGAGAUACAUGCCUACAGAAAUGAAUGGGCCACAUAAUCCGGAUGUCUUUAUCAUUUGGGCAAAAGAGGGCAUAAUCCAUGAUCGCAACACCUCCAAGAUCGAACUGGAUAUGAACGUUAAGGUGACACGCAUGUUGAUUGAACGUCCAAAAUCAUCUGGUGCAUUGGGAUGGGAUAAAUUGUUCCCAAGUUCAAGGUUGAGAGUGGCAGAAAUGCCAGGUAAUCACUUUACGCUUGUGUAUCCUCCAAAUGUGAGCUCAUUUUUCGACAAUUAUCGCGAUACCUAG